Molecule: messenger RNA, 4427 nt
Organism: Antechinus flavipes (yellow-footed antechinus)
Lineage: Eukaryota; Metazoa; Chordata; Mammalia; Dasyuromorphia; Dasyuridae
Gene: TMC7
Product: transmembrane channel like 7
Exons: 16
Coding region: 165-2336 (723 amino acids)
Cellular component (GO): plasma membrane
Molecular function (GO): mechanosensitive monoatomic ion channel activity
Source: RefSeq, a predicted model, not a curated record
AUGCCCAGAUUCAGUGAGUGCCCUCCCACUGACUAUGACGUCCCCGGCCGGAACCUGGAUUAGCGGGGCGGGGAAGCCCGGCUGGGCCGCAGCCCGAGCUGUCUCCUACUUCGCCUCUUUUUCCUUUUUUCUCUCCUCCAUCUCCUCUUUACAGUCGCGCAGCCAUGAGUGACACUAGCUCGGUUAGCCGGCUGAGCUGGAACGGCAAUAGAGAUGACAGCUUCUUGGAUUAUAACCUCCUUACUUCAAUGACUGUGAGCUUCCUUCAAGAGCUGCCCAGUUACCGGUCCAUUGUUCGAAGAAGAACUUCUAUUAUUUCAAGGGAUAAAUCAGGAGGCACUUUGCUGAAGCCAGCCAGCUCUGAAAUUAGGAGCUAUUUGGAAACAGGAAAAUCAGAGAGGGAACACCUUGGGAGCCAGUCCAUCAGAAAAUAUGCAUUGAAUAUCUCUGAGAAGAGGAGACUAAGGGAAAUUCAGGAGGCCCAAGUCAAGUAUUUAUCUGAAUGGGAUCAGUGGAAACAGUACAGCACCAAGUCAUGGAAAAGAUUUAUUGAAGAAGCCAAGGAACUGGCUUCCCACUUGGAACUGUGGAAAAAUGACAUUCGCAGCAUAGAAGCAAAAUUUGGCACAGGAAUUCAGUCUUAUUUUUCCUUCCUUCGCUUCCUGGUGAUAUUGAACUCAGUGAUAUUUACUAUCAUUUUUUUGUUUAUUUUGCUCCCGAUCAUCCUUACCAAGUACAAGAUUACUGAAAGCACUUUUUUGAUUCUCCCUUCUAAUGAAAUAGAUAUGCGAUGUAAAGUAUACCCAGUGAAUAGCACCGGACUCAUUUACUUCUAUACCUAUAUGAUAGAUUUGCUCUCAGGCACUGGUUUCUUGGAGUGGACCAGCCUGUUUUAUGGCCAUUACACCGUAGAUGGGAUAAAAUUCAAAAAUUUCACUUAUGAUUUGCCCCUUGCCUAUUUGCUGACUACAGUGGUUUGUCUGGCAUUGAGUCUCCUCUGGAUAGUAAAAAGGUCUGUGGAAGGAUUCAAACAAAACUUGGUGCGAAGUGAAGAACAAUUUCAGAGCUACUGUAAUAAAAUCUUUGCUGGCUGGGACUUUUGUAUUACAGAUCAGUCAACUGCAAAGCUCAAGCACAGUAGUAUACAGUAUGAGCUUAAAACAGACUUGGAGGAAGAAAGAAUAAGGAAAAAAAUAGCAGAAAGGACUCCAGAGGAAACCUUACGGAUUUAUAGUCUCAGAAUGCUUUUGAAUGCUAUAGUUAUUACUGUCCUGGCAGCAUGUUUUUAUGCAAUCUAUGUAGCAACUGUAUUCUCCCAAGAACACAUGAAAAAGGAGAUUGACAAAAUGGUAUUUGGAGAGAACCUUUUGAUCCUCUAUCUUCCCUCCAUUGUAAUUACACUGGCCAACUUUAUCACUCCUCUUAUCUUCUCCAAGAUCAUUCACUAUGAAGACUAUUCACCAGCCUUUGAGAUCAGAUUGACUCUCCUUAGGUGUGUCUUCAUGCGAUUGUCCACUAUUUGUGUGCUUGUGUUAACCCUAGGAUCCAAGAUAACCUUCUGUGACAAUGAGGAGUGCCGAGUCUGUGGCUAUAACCACAAAAUCUAUCCAUGCUGGGAGAAUCAAUUUGGACAGGAAAUGUAUAAGCUAACAAUUUUUGACUUGAUCAUCAAUCUUGCCAUGACUGUAUUUGUUGAAUUUCCUAGAAAAUUAUUGGUGACCCACUGUUCUUCUUGGAAGUUGAUCAGGUACUGGGGUCAACAGGAAUUUGCCAUUCCAGAUAAUGUCCUGGGGAUCGUUUAUGCACAGACAAUCUGCUGGAUUGGAUCCUUUUUCUCUCCCCUUCUUCCCGCAAUUGCAACUGUGAAGUUCAUUAUCAUCUUUUACGUGAAAGAGAUAAGCCUGAUGCACACCUGUAGACCCUCUACAAGGCCUUUCAGAGCAUCAAAUUCUAAUUUUUUCUUCUUGUUGGUGCUGUUAAUCGGACUGACAUUGGCUUUCAUUCCACUGGGAAUCAGCAUGACACACAUUCCAUCUUCCAAGGCCUGUGGACCAUUCACAAAUUAUAACACGUCCUGGGAAGUUGUCCCUAAGACCAUAAGCACUUUUCCAAGUGCUUUGCAAACAUUCAUCAAUAGCAUCACUUCAGAAGCAUUUGCUGUGCCUUUCUUUAUUGUUAUCUGCCUCAUCAUGUUUUAUUUCAUUGCCCUGGCUGGAGCACACAAGCGAGUCGUGGUUCAACUCAGACAGCAGUUGGCAAUGGAAAGUCGAGACAAACGCUAUCUAAUUCGGAGACUUACAGAAGCUCAGGAAGAGAUGCGGAACCGACCAAGCUGAUUUUGAACACAAUUUCUGUGUCUUUCAGGCUGACUGAACUACUACACUGAACUUUCAAAACUCAUCUGUAGAAUUUUGUACAAAUAGUAAAUGUAUUUUUCUAGAGUUCAGGCAUUUUCUGCACUGUGAUGCUAUUGUUGCUGCUGUAGUUUUGGAUUUUAUUAUUGUUUACACAACCAAUUUGUAUUUGAGGAUUUUGUAAACUAUAAUACCACUUUGGACUGAGUCUCUGCUUAUAGAAUCUCAGUGACUGAAAAAUCUCUUAGUCUUAGACUAAGAUUUUGGAAGGGAAGAGGGAACGAAGAGAAGCUCAUCUUUUUUUUUUUUUUUAAGAUAGUUUGAGAAAUUUUGUUAAGUUAAAUUUGAAGGCCAUUAAUUAAUGAGACUGGACUAAUAUUAAUGAGCCAGAUUCCAAUAGCAUAAAAUGAACAACUCUUUCUAUGACAUUUUUUUAACAUGGGUUGCUUUGUAAAAUAAGAUAAUCUCCUAAAGUAUUAUGUUGUUAGAGUUAGUGUAUAGCUAACAUUAAACUUUUAAAUUUUAGUCUCAGUUUGGUAAGAUCAGAUAUAGAAAUGUUCAUCAUCUUCAUGAGCAAUCAAUAUUAGGCAUAUAAAGUUCCUGCCUGGCUUAAAAUUAUUUUUAAAUAUCGUAGAUAAGACCAGCCAUGCUUUCUGAACUUCUGUGGCAGUUAGAGGAGCCGAACAGAACAUUGUUUCAGGAAAAUAGGUGUCCUUUGAACUUUUACCUCCCUUUUAGGGCUGAUCUGUGAUUUCUGGGAAUACCUAUUACUUCCAAAAGUGGCAGAAGAAGAGUUUUUCUUGAUUCCUUAAGGUCUAUUUCCUUUUAUGUUUUGUAGAGGACAUUUCAAGCUUCGAAAUGUUUUUAGAAGAAUGUUUUAAGACUUUUUAUAUUCUUAUUUAGCUAUGAAUAAGUGCUUUAGCAUUAUGCUCACACAUUUUAAUUCAUGCUAAAACACUCUUACUCCAGAUUGCAAUAUAACCUAAAUCAGUUGCUCAGGACAUUUUGAGAUACAAAAGUUUUUAAAAUGCACUCAACUAGAUUUCUUAAGAUGAAGUUAGCUUCCUUAUAACACAUACAAACCCAUUUCAAAGUAUUAUUUGUCUGUUUAUAAUUUUUCUAUGCAUGUACAUUUAUUUAAUGAAAUGUAAUAGGAAAUAAUUUAUAACUCCUAUUGUAGUAAAAACAAGUAAUAGAUGCCUUGAAAAUGGCUAAUAUUUGGUAAUAAAAGGUUAUUUUUUAAGUUAUUCCAUGGUUUAUCAACUAAUAUAAUAUUAUCAAAUAGGAGUAUUAAGCCUAAAUCUUUUUAAUAUAUAUGUAAAUCUUAUUUUCAAAAAUGAUUUUGAUGAUAGUUUUUUUUUUUUAAACUGGUUUUCUUCACUUUUAAAUUCAAACACAUUUUAGGGAGCAGCCUGAAUUUCAGAGGCUCAUGAAAUUUUAUGGAAAUGAUUGCUGAUGCUGAGGAAUAUUGUUCAAGGAUAAUUUCUUCCUUUUAUAUAGGACUGAUCUCAUUUCUAGAAGCAUUUUCCUGUGUUAUGCCACAGAAUGCCUUCCCUUUCUAUGAGUUUAAUCUGUCUUCUAAUUCCACAAAGCUAGUUUAUAAUGAAAAGACUGAGUUGAGUUGCAACAGGGAUUUGCAACUUUUAUGAUGACCAUCAGAAGCAGAUAAUUUUCAGAGAGCAUCUUUCUUAAAACUUUCAGCCUUGUAUGUUCUUACUAAUAGAGACUGCUUUUGAGUGUGGAGAGGUUCAUUAUCUUCAUUGAAAAGAUGAAUUGUAAAACUUUCUGACCAAUGUCAACAUUAUUAAACCUAAUUCCUACAGUUCCUAACAAGUGUUUUGUUUUUUGCUCUUUAUUAAUGGAAACAAAGAAUUACUAUUACAUAUUUUUUCCACUCUUAAGAUAAACUGUUGGUAUAUUAUUAGCUGUAGUGAAAUGCUGACUUUUGAAUAUAUUACUUGGAACUUUUUUUUUGUCAAAUUCUAACUUCUGGUUAGAGCUGUAGGAUAAAUAGAAUAGUUCUCUGUUUAAUAUGUUUAAAACUAUUAAUUAAAACAAAAUAUUUAAAAUCUU